GCAGAAAGCACAACAAUGGCUUUGCUACCGGUACCAUAUACACAACUUGUAUCCUUGUCUGUUGGUUCUUCAGUUUACAUCAAAGGGACAUCUGCCAUGCCUUUGAGUAUGGACCCACAAAUGCAGGUAGAUUUCCACACUGGAAAUAAAGUAGACUCGGACGUCGCCUUCUGUUUCCGCGUGUGCUUUGGCAAAAAAGUGGUGAACACCCGUCAGGGUGGGAUAUGGGGUGAACCAGCGAUAUCGACUAUUAUGCCCUUUGGAGAUGGCCAACCCUUUGACCUGAGCAUCUUGGUGCAGUCAGAUUGGUACAAGGUUUCGGUAAAUGGUCAUGAAUAUUACAAAUUUCCCUGUCUCCUGGACCCAGGAUCUGUGAAGAUGAUGCAGGUGUGGAGAGAUGUGUCCCUGGCCUCAGUGAUUGUCACUUAGAGAAGCAUGUGACCAGAAACCCCGUUGUCAAGGAGACCCCUCCACUUAAGUGACUCUGUGACUCCCAGAGCUCACUAACAACAUGGGUUCUCACCCUUUCCCCACACUUGGUCAUUAAAACUCCUGAAAACA
This is a messenger RNA of Pipistrellus kuhlii (Kuhl's pipistrelle), 561 nucleotides long. RefSeq names its product galectin-10-like. The record is from RefSeq and is a predicted model, not a curated record. Gene Ontology annotation, molecular function: carbohydrate binding. The transcript has a single exon. Bases 16 to 429 code for a protein of 137 amino acids. Lineage: Eukaryota; Metazoa; Chordata; Mammalia; Chiroptera; Vespertilionidae.